Carcharodon carcharias (great white shark) is the source of this 1545-nucleotide messenger RNA. RefSeq names its product cytosolic iron-sulfur assembly component 1 (gene ciao1). Gene Ontology annotation, biological process: iron-sulfur cluster assembly. The record is from RefSeq and is a predicted model, not a curated record. NCBI's taxonomy places the organism in Eukaryota, Metazoa, Chordata, Chondrichthyes, Lamniformes, Lamnidae. Gene Ontology annotation, molecular function: protein binding. The transcript is spliced from 7 exons. Gene Ontology annotation, cellular component: cytosolic [4Fe-4S] assembly targeting complex. The coding region runs from base 40 to 1053 and encodes 337 amino acids.
CGCAGGGGACGGAGGCGGGCUUCGAACCCGCGCGCGGUGAUGAAGCGGCGGUUGGCGUUCGAGUUGCGCUUUUCGGCGCAUCCUGAUUCCCGGGCCUGGUAUGUGGCUUGGAGCCCGAGUGGGACGCUGCUGGCUUCGUGUGGAGGCGAUCGGGCUGUGCGCAUUUGGGCCAGAGAAGGGCCGUCCUGGCUGUGCAAGUGUCUGCUGGAGGAUGGGCACCAACGGACCGUGCGGAAGGUCGCCUGGUCGCCCUGCGGCAACUACCUGGCUUCGGUCAGCUUCGAUGCGACCACCUGCAUCUGGAGGAAGAAGGAGGAUGGCUUUGAGCUUUUGACAACUCUGGAAGGACAUGAGAACGAAGUGAAGUCUGUCGCCUGGGCUCCAUCUGGCAGUCUCCUGGCAACGUGCAGCCGGGAUAAAAGUGUGUGGGUUUGGGAAGUGGAUGAGGAAGAUGAUUAUGAGUGUGUGAGCGUACUGAAUGCUCAUACACAGGAUGUCAAACAUGUAAUCUGGCACCCAAAUGGAGAGCUCCUGGCUUCUGGAAGCUACGAUAACAGCAUUAAGCUGUACAAGGAGGAAGAUGAUGACUGGGUCUGUGUCAACACUCUUGAAGGUCAUGAGUCAACAGUUUGGAGUAUUGCUUUUGAUAAAACAGGGGAGUGCUUGGUAUCUUGCAGUGAUGACAAAACUCUGAAAAUCUGGAAAGCAUACAGGCCUGGCAAUGAACAAGGUGUGGUAUGCAGUGGAUCAGAUCUGGCCUGGAAGUGCAUCUGCACCCUAUCUGGGUUUCACACACGCCCCAUCUAUGACAUAUCGUGGUGUCACAAGACUGAUGCUAUUGCAACUGCAUGCGGUGAUGAUGCAAUCAGGAUAUUUGAGGAGGAUCCUGGCUCGGACCCACACCAACCCACGUUUUCACUCACGGCACACGUUCCAAAGGCACACACUCAGGAUGUCAAUUGCGUGGCGUGGAACCCAAAGCAAGCAGGGUUGUUGGCAUCGUGCAGUGAUGAUGGAGACAUAACUAUCUGGAGAUAUGAGUUUGAAGAUUAGUACAAACAACCACUGAGUUGUUCUACAAGACAAUGCGGGCAUUCUCAACAACUGCAUUGCAUUGCACACUAACUGUCCAGUCUUGGAAUUAAUCACCAUGACUACUUCAUGUAACCAUUUUCACAUUUGCACUAAUUAUCUUACCACUUUGUGGUUAUGGUCUGCCUGCUAGUAAAUGCUGUUUGGUGCAUAACAGUUCAAUAAACAUCGAUUUGUUUGUACUUUUUUUUUGAAAGGCAAUUAAAAGUACUGCUCAGCUUAGAACUACUUGGCAAUAGAUUUAGGCCUGCAUUUAAACAGGGGCCAUUGGAGCAAUUACAGUAAAUUGCAAAUACAUUAUUCAUUCAUGCAUCUAUUACUUUGGAGAAAAUUGUGUGCGCUUAAAUGUGAUAGAUUCUUGAAGCUCUCAAUCAUAAGCCAGGAAUUCUUCCUCUCCAUUUUGUGGUAUGUGUGCAUUCUAAAGGAACUGCGAAUAAAGUCUUUAUAAUAUUA